AUGGCUUUGUUCUCAUCUACGGUGCCGUUCUCUUGGGUCUGGGAUAAGACACGUUCGAAGCAAGCCGAUUCAGAUGAAGCCCGUCAAAUCAGAUACAACUACAAUGUAUUCCUUGCGGCCAAAGGUUGCCGCGAGUGUGAAGGCAUAGACUUCCAAGACACCACCACCCUGCAUCACAAAGGGGCUGCUUCUCGGUGGAUCCCUCUGCCUCCGACAAUAGCACUCUACGCAUUACCAAGGAUCUUUGAUUGGCUACGCAAAGUGAUGAUCACUUGGGAGUUGCCGUUAUUUAGGAUAGUCAAAAACGAAGCCAUCACUGUGGACUUCAUUACGCAGAAGCUGAAGGAAUUUCAAACCAAGUACGGCAAUGCCUUUUCCCUCACUUGGGCCGACACGGAAUCACCUCUCAACUACUCAGGGCUCUCGGACCCCGUCACUGCGGCUGACUAG
Colletotrichum tamarilloi is the source of this 450-nucleotide messenger RNA. RefSeq lists its product as uncharacterized. The record is from RefSeq and is a predicted model, not a curated record. The coding region runs from base 1 to 450 and encodes 149 amino acids. The transcript has a single exon. NCBI's taxonomy places the organism in Eukaryota, Fungi, Ascomycota, Sordariomycetes, Glomerellales, Glomerellaceae.